UGCGCGGUAACUUGACAGCAGAUCCGUUUUACCUCUUUGCUUUCUUUCUUCCACCCUGCUUCCCCCUUUCUUUCUCUCUUUAACACUUCUUAGCUGCCGUGUAUUUAUUUAUUUAUGCAUGUUUGUUUGACAGUGUUUCGGUUUGUAUUUUUAGUCUAAUGAGAAGGCGGAAACGAUGGAACUGCACAUUUUAGAGCACAGCCUGAAAGUGGCGAGUAUAGAAAAAGAGGGGAUCCAGAUUUGCACUCACGGAUUAAUCAAACUCGCCUUCUUGGCCUCCAAAACAAGGUGCAAGUUUUUUAGUUUGACAGAGACGCCGGAGGACUACACCAUCAUCGUUGAUGUAGAAGGCUUUAAAGAGCUGCCCGAGUCGGAGCACAUCAGCGUCGCCGAUGCCACAUGGUUGGCUCUUAAUGUGGUCUCUGGGGGCGGAAACACUUCCAAUUCCCAACCCAUUGGAGUCACCAAAAUUGCCAAAUCUGUGAUUGCCCCGCUGGCUGACCACAACAUUUCAGUUUUCAUGCUGUCAACAUAUCAGACGGACUUCAUUUUGGUUCGAGAGCGAGACCUGCCGAUGGUCAUGCACACGCUGUCUUCCGAGUUCACUUUGCUUCGGGUGGUCAAUGGUGAGACGGUUGCUGCUCUUGAUCUGGGAGUCACUAAUGGCGUUGAAAAACCGAACCACGUGCCUCGUACUGUCAUUCACCCCCUGUGUAGUCCCAGCAACAUGUUCUGUGUGACCAGCCUGGACCCGGACACGCUGCCCUCAGUAGCCACCCUGCUCAUGGACGUCAUGUUUUAUUCUGGAGGGCCAAAGGAGCACGGAGCAUCGAGUGAGGAUGCCAGCCACAUCCGGUUCUUCUCCUUCUCCCUCAUCGAGGGCUACAUCUCUCUGGUCAUGGACGAACAGACAGCUCGGAGGUUUCCACACAACGUCCUCUUCACUAGCGCAUCUGGUGAACUUUGGAAAAUGGUUCGCAUUGGAGGUCAACCUUUAGGAUUCGAUGAAUGUGGCAUCGUGGCUCAGAUUUCAGAACCUCUGGCGACUGCUGACAUUCCAGCUUACUACAUUAGUACCUUCAAGUUUGACCACGCACUGGUUCCUGAGGAAAACAUACAAAGUGUGAUCAGAGCGCUAAGGACCAAGAGCGCGGCACCAUGAGGGGAGCCACAGGAACCUAUGGAAAGGCUGCUUUCAAAGUCAUUUCGUUCAAACUUUUAUUCAUGUCCGAAAAGUGCCAAGAGCUUCUUAUGGGAUGACAGUGAGAGGACGGGAUGCGUGUUAGGAUGCCUUUAUUACUACUUCUUUUACUUUACGCUUGACUUCCUUCCUCGGAAUUCAAGACUCCUGCUGCCUGCUCUGGUUGCUGUUGCUUUUGGGUACGUGCACAUUAAACCGGUCUAAACCCAAAUACAGACAAAUCCAGCAAAUCAAACAAAAGACUAAAAGCACAGGGUUUUUUUUUUUUUUUCACUUGCAUUGGGGGACAGUAGCACUCAUAGUUCGGCAGAGCUAAAGUAUUUACAUUAGUAAUGUGUUAAGAUGUUUCACAUUCGGCUCAAAUUUUGGGAACUUCAGCUCAAAAUUUGGUGCCGGCAACCAAUCAGAGGCAGUCUUGAUACUGUUAACCGUCGAGUCCCCAGAAGAAACAGUGGAAUCAUCCAAAAUGGAAUUUAUACCAGCUAGCUAUUUGACAUUGCCUAAUUUUCGGAAUUUCUUACUUGCAGAGGUUAGGGUCACUGUUACGACGAGGGGUGUAAGGGGUUAGGAUUUUCACGUCAGUGCCUGCAAAGUCCUUUGAGAUCCCAUUUCAAACAUAGUUUAAUAGAGUGCAGUCAGUUGCAAGACUUGAUGGAACAAAUAAAUUUCUUUAAAUUGAUCAGUUUUGGCUUGCAGCCUGGCUAGCUAGCUCAUUAGCUACAAUGCUUUGCUAGUCUACGUAGCGAAGCUAGCUAGGAUGUAACUGGCUAGAAAAUGAGGCCCUUUGUUAGCAAAUCACACACAGUCUGUCUGCUGUGGAAAUGGAAGGAAAUCUGUAUAACCUAUCGGCAAUCUGUAUAACUUGCCGUGUUUGCACUGAUAUCAUGUAAGGCUCUGAACUGCACACUGGGAACAACUUGCUCAAGGGCAACUCUGUGAUUUUCCUUUCUGGUCAGCGACAUGAAACCGUUUCCAACUCUUUAAGCCAACCCGUCCCCAAACUCAA
Thalassophryne amazonica is the source of this 2207-nucleotide messenger RNA. RefSeq names its product cytosolic arginine sensor for mTORC1 subunit 2 (gene castor2). Gene Ontology annotation, biological process: negative regulation of TORC1 signaling; cellular response to L-arginine. The transcript has 9 exons. The record is from RefSeq and is a predicted model, not a curated record. Lineage: Eukaryota; Metazoa; Chordata; Actinopteri; Batrachoidiformes; Batrachoididae. Gene Ontology annotation, cellular component: cytosol. The coding region runs from base 176 to 1162 and encodes 328 amino acids.